AUGGAGAAGCGGAGGACUCGCACCGCAAACCCAUGCGAUGGCUGCUCUUUAAGGCGGGUACGAUGUCGCAUGCAAGGUAAUCCGCCUUGUCUCGAGUGCCAGAAACACUCUGUAGAGUGUACCUUUCUGAGAGUUCCACGAAAGCGAGGUCCCAAAGGGCCUCGCCAAUGUACAUCCCAGAAGGUGGCACACUAUCAAAACGAAAUCCGUCAAUCUCAAAGUCUUGGUUCUAUCUCACAAGAACUUGUAAGCCCCGUUGUUGAUCACGAGAGCGGCCAGAUGCCAUUGCGUCUAUACAUCGAGUAUUUAGACAAGUUCCGAGAAUCUCUUACCUGCGUCUGGCCCAUUCUUAAUAUUGAAGAUCUGAAGUCCAGACUCGUCCAUAAUCCCCAGGGUGAUCGAGGUGCCUGGGCACUAGCUGGCGCUGUCUGUGCGACGGUCAUCGCCCAAUUGCGACUUUCUCAGAUACGCUUAGCAGAGCAAGACACUGCAACUACAGACCUCAGCUCCGUUGCCGAAAGCUUUGCCCGUCACGCUCAGCGCCUGCGAGAUCAGUUCAUUGACCGGGAAGAUUUCUCGACCGAGUCUUUGUUGACAGCAUUUUUUCUGCAUAUCUACUUCACUAUUACUGGGAGAAUAAGAACCGCGAUUCUAUACUUGCAUGAGACAAUUGCACAGCUACACCUCCAAGAUUUGCACCUCACCGAAACAUUGGCCAGCCUGGCCGAUGAGCAGAAAGAGUUGGUCCUCCGCAUCUACUGGCUGGUCUUCGUGUCUGAGAAGUGA
Messenger RNA from Colletotrichum costaricense, 786 nucleotides. Its product is annotated as AflYd/sugR/sugar regulator. Gene Ontology annotation, molecular function: DNA-binding transcription factor activity, RNA polymerase II-specific; zinc ion binding. The record is from RefSeq and is a predicted model, not a curated record. NCBI's taxonomy places the organism in Eukaryota, Fungi, Ascomycota, Sordariomycetes, Glomerellales, Glomerellaceae. Bases 1 to 786 code for a protein of 261 amino acids. The transcript has a single exon. Gene Ontology annotation, biological process: regulation of DNA-templated transcription.